Manduca sexta (tobacco hornworm) is the source of this 828-nucleotide messenger RNA. RefSeq names its product histidine-rich glycoprotein. The record is from RefSeq and is a predicted model, not a curated record. Gene Ontology annotation, cellular component: extracellular matrix. The transcript has 8 exons. Bases 40 to 828 code for a protein of 262 amino acids. Lineage: Eukaryota; Metazoa; Arthropoda; Insecta; Lepidoptera; Sphingidae.
GUCACUAUUCAAAUUGCUUUUGCUAACACCACACAAAAAAUGUAUUCAAAGAUUGUUGUCCUGGUAGCGCUAGUGGUCGCCGUGACUGCUGACCACCACGCGUUCUCCUCGCAGCACGUGCACAAACACGACGGACACCACGAGGUCGUGUCGCACGGACACGGGGAUCAUCACCAUCACGACUACUAUACUCAUCCAAAAUACCACUUUGAGUAUAAAGUAGAAGACCCCCACACGGGCGACCACAAGAGCCAGCAUGAGGAGCGCGACGGCGACGUGGUGAAGGGCUACUACGAGCUGAAGGAACCCGAUGGCUCCAUCAGACAUGUACACUAUCAUGCUGACAAGCAUUCAGGUUUCCAUGCUGAUGUGAAGCACAGCACUCACCACAUCGUGCCAAAACAUCAUCUAGUCAACGUGGUGAUGGUGGUGUUGAUCCUGAUGGUGGUGCUGCUGGUGCGGCACGUGGUGUUGGUCGUAAUCUUGGUAGCGGUAGUGGUCGCCGUCUCUGCUGAUCACCACGCGUUCUCCUCGCAACACGUGCACAAACACGACGGACACCACGAGGAAGUGUCUCAUGGACACGGUUACCAUUAUGAUUACUAUACCCAUCCCAAAUACCACUUCGAGUAUAAAAUUGAGGACCACCACACGGGCGACCACAAGAGCCAGCACGAGGAGCGCGACGGCGACGUGGUGAAGGGCUACUACGAGCUGAAGGAGCCUGACGGUCACAUCAGGCACGUGCACUACCACGCCGACAAGCACUCAGGUUUUCACGCAGACGUAAAGCACAGCACCCACCACAUCUAUCACCAUCAUCAUUAG